Messenger RNA from Mercenaria mercenaria, 786 nucleotides. RefSeq names its product prespore vesicle protein-like. The record is from RefSeq and is a predicted model, not a curated record. The transcript has a single exon. Bases 1 to 786 code for a protein of 261 amino acids. Lineage: Eukaryota; Metazoa; Mollusca; Bivalvia; Venerida; Veneridae.
AUGCAGCACUCACAACCAGAAUUACGCAUGCAACACUCACAACCAGCAGUACAUAUGCAGCACUCACAACCAGAAUUACACAUGCAACAUUCACAACCAGAAUUACAUGUGCAAUACUCACAACCAGAAUUACACAUGCAGCACUCACAACCAGAAUUACACAUGCAACACUCACAACCAAAAUUGCACAUGCAGCACUCACAACCAGAAUUACACAUGCAACACUCACAACCAGCAGUACACAUACAGCACUCACAACCGAAAGAACGCAUCCAGGUAUCUCAAACCGCAGAACAUACAGACCUACCAACCGAGAGCACAUACAUACAUAAGUCACAACCGGCAUCUCACACACAGACCUCGCAACAGUUAGCACACGAACAGAUCUCUCAACAUGCAGCACAUACACAAACCCCUCAGACAUCUGAAAACACUCAACUCUCGCAAGCAGGUGAACAUGAAUUGACUAAAGAGACUGGACAGGCACAGUUGAUUACUAAUUUGGCAGGAGAGUUGUCAAAUAAAGUGUUAGGACAUGAUAGUUCAGCGGAGCAGUACCCUAUUACAGAUGCUACACUGACACUCAAUUUCCCUCUAGAACAUUUUGAUUCCCCUCCCACAUCGGAAGUGCCUCCAGUGACACCUAACAUCAUGCCUACUCAGUCUCAGUUUUUGACAAAAACAAAUGUAUCAACAGUUUAUUCUGAGUCAACGAGUUCAAUUACUAAAAUGAACUGUCCUAGCAGUACAGAACGAAGAAAUGAAACUGAACAAUUGGUACUGUAA